Messenger RNA from Knipowitschia caucasica, 849 nucleotides. Lineage: Eukaryota; Metazoa; Chordata; Actinopteri; Gobiiformes; Gobiidae. The record is from the annotation of a GenBank genome assembly.
AUGAAGGAUCGAUUGGAGCAACUCAAAGCGACGUGUGAUCAAGAUGACGAUGAGGUGGAGAUUGCUAUCGACAAUGCAGCCUUUAUGGAUGAGUUUUUCUCACAGAUUGAAGACAUCAGAGGCAGUAUUGACAAAAUUGAUGAGAAUGUGGCUGAAGUUAAAAAACUUUACUCUGUCAUUCUGUCUGCUCCCACAUCGGAUCAAAAAACUCAAGACGAACUUGAGGCAAUCACUAACGACAUUAAAAAGAUGGCAAACAAUGCAAGAAACAAACUCAAGACGAUUGAGAGAAAUCUGGAAUCUGAAGAGCAGGAGAGGAUCUCUGCUGACAUGCGGAUACGUAAAUCACAACAUGCAGUACUUUCUAGAAAAUUUGUGGAGGUAAUGACGAAGUACAAUGAAGCGCAAGUAGAUUUCAGAGAGAGGAGUAAAGGGAGAAUUCAAAGACAGUUGGAGAUCACUGGAAAAGCAACUACCGAUGAUGAACUUGAAGAAAUGUUAGAGAGCGGAAACUCUGCUGUCUUUACUGCAGGGAUUGUAGACUCUGGGAUUUCUAAACAAGCCCUUAGUGAAAUAGAAUCCAGACACAAAGACAUUGUCCGGCUGGAAAGCAGCAUCAAGGAGCUGCAUGAUAUGUUUGUUGACAUUGCCAUGCUGGUGGAAAGCCAGGGUGAUAUUGUUGACAACAUUGAGCAGAAUGUAUCAAAAUCUGUAGACCACAUUGUACAAGCGAAGGAGCAGACAAAAAAAGCAGUAAGGUACCAGACCAAAGCCCGCAAGAAAACUGUGAUUCUAGUGGUGGUUGUGUUAACACUCAACAAAAUGAACAUCAUUAUUAUCACCAAAUAA